Talaromyces atroroseus is the source of this 1194-nucleotide messenger RNA. RefSeq lists its product as hypothetical. Gene Ontology annotation, cellular component: small-subunit processome; Pwp2p-containing subcomplex of 90S preribosome. Gene Ontology annotation, molecular function: protein binding; snoRNA binding. The transcript has 2 exons. Gene Ontology annotation, biological process: maturation of SSU-rRNA from tricistronic rRNA transcript (SSU-rRNA, 5.8S rRNA, LSU-rRNA). The record is from RefSeq and is a predicted model, not a curated record. Bases 1 to 1194 code for a protein of 397 amino acids. NCBI's taxonomy places the organism in Eukaryota, Fungi, Ascomycota, Eurotiomycetes, Eurotiales, Trichocomaceae.
AUGGCUGCCGAAAAAGCCCGCUUCUACCUCGAGAAGGCUGUUCCCGAACUCAAAGAAUAUGAGCAAAAGGGAAUAUUCAAUAAGGAUGAAAUCCGCUCUAUUGCAAAGAAACGCUCCGACUUCGAGCAUAAAGUCAACAGCCCCGGAGUCUCGCCAUCCGAUUUUGUCCGUUACAUCGAAUAUGAAAUGAAUCUGGAGACCCUGCGCAAGAAACGUUCGAAGAGAUUUGGCAUCAAAGCGACACCGCAACAUGCUGGACGACGGGUCUUGUUCAUUCUCGAUCGUGCCACGCGCAAGUGUCCCGGUAGCUUAGGUCUUUGGGUUCAAUAUAUUGAGUACUGUCGGCGACAGAAGAUGUUUAGGAGAUUGACCGACGUCUUCUCUGAUGCGCUACGGCUCCAUCCCGCCAAUGCGGACUUGUGGAUCUACGCUGCCAAAUACGCUUUGGAAGAACAUGCAGAUAUGACGCAGGCGCGGAGCUAUUUUCAGCGCGGCCUCCGUUUUUGCAAAAGCCAGAGGAAUAUGUGGAUUCAAUACGGUCGUCUGGAAUGUAUUUACAUUGCAAAACUCUUUGCUCGUCGGCAGAUAUUGGGAUUAGAUCAACCGGGAAAGGACAGGCCAACCCCUACUCAAGCUAUUGAUGGUGAUGAAGAUAUGAUUGCUCUUCCGGCAAUCACCGCAGAAGACGUUAACCCCGCAGCAGAGAAGGAUGAUGGGUUAGAUGAAGGAGCAUUAGAGGCACUGAACUCAACUCCUGCCCUGACAGGAGCUAUCCCGAUGGCCAUCUUCGAUGCUGCGAUGAAAGAGUCGAGCGACAACCUCAUCUUAGCCCAAGAAUUCUUUGACAUGGUAUUCGAAUUCGAAGGUCUUCCGUGCCUGAGGAAAAUCCUGGAACAUAUUGUGACACAUCAGACCGUGAAAUCGCCUUCCAAUUACCGGGUGGCGAUAUGCCAUAUCAAAUUACCUGUUGCGGGAAUAAAAGUCACCUCACCAGAGUUCCCUCGAGCACUUGGGACAUCUCUCAGCCACAUGAAGAAAUAUCAGAUGGAGCCCAAUCUUGCACAAGAACUCAUGAAAUGGCUUAGGCCGCUGUCCGAGAACGAAGAAUUAGAUCCUGCGCUACACAAAGUGGUGGAGAUAACGCUGGAGAACAUUCAGAAGAAUAUUCAAGCCAAGGACAUUGUGGAUAAAUAG